Messenger RNA from Oncorhynchus nerka (sockeye salmon), 1537 nucleotides. Its product is annotated as octapeptide-repeat protein T2-like. The transcript is spliced from 2 exons. Lineage: Eukaryota; Metazoa; Chordata; Actinopteri; Salmoniformes; Salmonidae. The record is from RefSeq and is a predicted model, not a curated record. The coding region runs from base 349 to 1320 and encodes 323 amino acids.
UAUUACACCACCAGUCCUCCAGGGGGCAGUAGUCCUGUGUGUGGCGAUGGAUCAGAGGGCAGAGCAGAGCAGAGGAAGACUGUCGUUAAAACACUGGAGGAGUACACCAAUGACAGCUCAGCACCUGCUGACGGUCACAUAGUCCUCAUACAGGUCCCUCGCUCCAAGUGGGAGAAGGAGGACUAUGAAUCAGAGGAAGAGGAAGGAGGAGGGGUCAGGGUUCAACUCCGCCCCUUGCUCACCCCCUCCCUCCCUUUCCCACCUGGACCCCACAUCACCGUGACGACGGAGACGGAGGCAGGGCGAAGGAAAGAGAGGGACUGUACCUUUCCCAAGCCAGAGAGAACUAUGUCCCCCUCUAGUGGCAGAGACAGAGAAGACGGCCUGCAGGAUGGAAAACACUCCGCAGACCCCAUCCCUCCUGAGAAAGACGGAGAGACGGAGAGAGAGAGAGAUCAGUUAAAGGAAAAGGAGAGGGAUAAAGAACGGGACAGAGAGCGGGGGAAAGAGAGAGAAAGAGAGAGGGAACACAGCCGUGCUUCUGACAAAGAUAUGGACAGACCGAGAAAGAUUCCCUCUUCCUCUCAGCGGCCGGAGAGGAGAGAGAGAGAAGGAGAGAGGACUGGGGAGAGAGGGAGCGACCACAGCAGUGAGAAGAGCUCUCAGCGGCCGGAGAAGAGAGAGAGAGAAGGAGAGAGGACUGGGGAGAGAGGGAGCGACCACAGCAGUGAGAAGAGCUCCUCUCAGCGGCCUGAGAGAAGAGAGAGAGGAGGAGAGAGGACUGGGGAGAGAGGGAUCGACCACAUCAGUGAGAAGAGCUCCUCUCAGCGGCCGGAGAGGAGAGAGAGAGAGGAGAGAGGACUGGGGAGAGAGGGAUCGACCACAUCAGUGAGAAGAGCUCCUCUCAGCGGCCGGAGAGGAGAGAGAGAAGGAGAGAGGACUGGGGAGAGAGGGAUCGACCACAGCAGUGAAAGAGCUCUCAGCGGCCGGAGAGGAGAGAGAGAGAAGGAGAGAGGACUGGGGAGAGGGAGCGACCACAUCAGUGAGAAGAGCUCCUCUCAGCAGCCGGAGCGAGAGAGGAGAGAGAGGACUGGGGAGAGAGGGAUCGACCACAUCAGUGAGAAGAGCUCCUCUCAGCGGCCUGAGCGAGAGAGGAGAGAGAGGACUGGGGAGAGAGGGAUCGACCACAUCAGUGAGAAGAGCUCCUCUCAGCGGCCUGAGAGAAGAGAGAGAGAAGGAGAGAGGACUGGGGAGAGGGAGCGACCACAGCAGCGAAAAGAGCUCCUCUUCCUCCUCACACUCUUACUCACGAGAUCGUAAACCUUUUUCUUCUUCCAGGGACCACAAAGCGACCUCUGACCCCAGAGCCAGGGAGCACAGAGACCACAAACAUAAAGACCACAACGACCAGAACUCCUCCACCAACUCUGACCGUAGACCACUAGACGACCAGGAGACCAGAGAACACAGAGACCGCCUCGACCCCAAACACAAAGACCACCGAGAGCUAGGCAGUGCCUCUCCGUCUCCAAGAGAG